Equus caballus (horse) is the source of this 1636-nucleotide messenger RNA. It is a transcript of the gene WDR38, whose product is annotated as WD repeat domain 38. The record is from RefSeq and is a predicted model, not a curated record. Gene Ontology annotation, molecular function: protein binding; RNA polymerase II general transcription initiation factor activity. Gene Ontology annotation, cellular component: transcription factor TFIID complex. Gene Ontology annotation, biological process: transcription initiation at RNA polymerase II promoter. Lineage: Eukaryota; Metazoa; Chordata; Mammalia; Perissodactyla; Equidae.
ACAGUUCCCCCUUCCCCUCCUCCCUGUCCUAAGUGGGGGUCCGCGGGUCGGACCGGCGCCUGCCCAGGAGGAAGUCCCCCGGGCCGGGCGGCCGCGGGCCCAUGAACAGCCGGGCCCCAGGGACGCUGGCCGUGGGGAGAGUGAAAUUCUUCAGCCGGCACCGCGGGGAGGUCAACUCCUCCGCCUUCUCUCCCGACGGCCAGACGCUGCUCACAGCCUCCGAAGAUGGCUGUGUGUAUGGCUGGGAGACCCAGAGUGGGCGGCUGCUGUGGAGGCUGGGUGGCCACACAGGCCCCGUGAAGUUUUGCCGCUUCUCUCCUGAUGGCCGCCUCUUUGCCAGCACCUCCUGUGACUGCACCAUCCGCCUGUGGGAUGUGGCAGAAGCCAAGUGUCUGCAGGUCCUAAAGGGUCACCAGCGGAGUGUGGAGACGGUCAGCUUCAGCCCUGACUCGAAGCAGCUGGCAUCGGGUGGCUGGGACAAGCGGGUGAUGCUCUGGGAGGUGCAGUCUGGCCACGUGCUUCGCCACUUAGCAGGGCACCGAGACUCCGUCCAGAGCAGUGAAUUCGCACCCAGCUCAGACUGCCUGGCCACUGGCUCCUGGGACGCCACCAUACGCAUCUGGGACCUGCGGACGGGGACCCCAGAGGUCUACCAGGAGCUGGAGGGCCACAGUGGCAACAUCAGCUGCCUGUGCUACUCAGCAUCUGGCCUCCUGGCAUCUGGCUCCUGGGACAAGACCAUCCACAUCUGGAAGCCCUCGACCAGAAGCCUGCUCCUCCAGCUCAAGGGCCACGUCACCUGGGUGAAGAGCAUAACCUUCUCCCCUGAUGGGCUGCAGCUGGCCAGCGCUGGCUACUCGCGCAUGUUUCAGGGAAAGGAAAUGGGGACUGCACCGAACCCUGACACAAGAUACUACGCUGGGCAUUUUAAAUACAACUCAAGACAACGGCACCCAGACCAAGAAUUUAAGGUCAAAGUCUGGGACUGCAACACGGGAAAGUGCAUGGAGACGCUGAAGGUGAGGCCUGUGGCUGAGGCACCCAAAGGGAGUCCUGGACGUGGCCCAUGCCUGCACCUUCACCCCAGAUGGGAGGCUCUUAGUGUGUGGAGCUGCAGAUCAGGCAAGACGCCAAGUCCACCGCAGUCAAAUCACGCAGGCUCUCUCGAAGAUGACACCACCUCGGAUGGCUCCUGGACCUCAUGCCCUGCGUCUCCCUGCCCAAGGCGCAAGGGGCCCGGUGGAAUGAACCUGGGAAAGGACAGUCAGGCAGCCCUCCACCACAGGCCCAAAGUCACCACCACAGGGCACCCAAUGAUCCCUGUGGUCAGAACCGUGCCGGCCCCAGACCAGGGCGGCUGACGCUGCGCAGGCAUGCUGACAUCCACCCGGCACCUGGUAACCAUGACCAGGGCCACGCCAGCCCCUCUCCAGCCCGGUUAGUUGAGACACCGCAAACACAAAGCACCACCAGCCAGUUUGUGUGUUUUAUUGAGGCGGCGACUCUCAGGCCUUGACCGCGUACUUCCGCAGGGGGUACAGCCGCUCCUUCCGCUGCUGCUUCUUGGUCUUCAGGUUCUCUUCGUGCUUGUUGAGCCGGCGGCGCAUGGCACGUGUUUUCUUGGGCCGCAGAUCCA